Molecule: messenger RNA, 1214 nt
Organism: Camponotus floridanus (Florida carpenter ant)
Lineage: Eukaryota; Metazoa; Arthropoda; Insecta; Hymenoptera; Formicidae
Exons: 4
Coding region: 86-1144 (352 amino acids)
Cellular component (GO): aminoacyl-tRNA synthetase multienzyme complex
Source: RefSeq, a predicted model, not a curated record
CUGCCAUAUGUGCCGCGCACGAGACACGAGAAAAACGGCGUAGAGAGUGCGCGAGUGCGAGCGAGGGGGGAGCAAGUGAGAGAUCAUGGUGGACGAGACGCAAGAUCCGAUGCCGAUUUUCCAAGUGCAAGUGCGAGUGGGAGAAAAUCAUAUCAACCGAGAGCCGAACUGCCACUUGAAAGUUAUGUACUCGAUGUACCCGUUGACGAAGUUACCGCCGAUACCGCCGCCGGAUGUCAUGUACAAGAUGAGGAAUAUUCACGAGGAGCCCUUUCCAGGUGACGUCCUCGAAUUCCUCAACAUCGGGAGGAGUGUGAUGGACGAGAGGGACAACGUCGGGCAGGAGUUUUUUCGUCUUUUGAAGACGCAAAAGGAUAUCACAUCAAACUAUCGAGAUUUGGAGACUAGACAAAAUAGAGUUCUUCAUCAAUUGGCAGAACUCAAGAAACAAGUCUCUACAUUAUGCCAAUUUUUGAAACAAUCAAAUGGAAUACCUAAAUUAAAUGAAAAUACUACAGUAAAAGCUACAACAGAUUGUGUGUCACCUCAGGAACCAGUUAGACACAUUAAGAUGAUAGUGCAUGCAGAUCCAGAUUAUCUACCAUAUUCAGUACUCGCUUUGCAGAAGCUUUGGAAUGAUGUUGAUAUUAGAGUGACAUCAUAUAAACAUUCUUCUAUUACAGCAUCAACACAAUUUACAGUUCCCUUUCAAAAAUCUAUUAAUUCUACUGCAAAAACCAUUAUACAUUUAACAUUGAUAUGGAAACAAACUAAAGAUUUGGAAGUUAUUAUUGUGGAUGGAUGUAACAUAAUUGGUGAAAGUAAUUUCCUCAGAUAUUUGAGCAGGCUAGUGGAUACACAUAACUAUGAAAAGAUACAUACGCAGCCACACUUAUUAGAUACAGUACUCGACUGGUGUUAUAAAACAUAUGAACAUCUUAAAACGGGAGGUACAUACAAAGAAGUGGACUUUAAUACUGUAACCCGUCAUUUCGAGAAAUGGGCCAAUCAGCCUGAACCUAACAUUGCGGACUUUGCGUUAUGGUCUUUAUUUAAACGGUUUCCUCCAGAAAGAAAACCAAAGAUACUUGAUCGGUGGUAUGACUCAUGUGAAAAGGCUUUCAUAGAUAAAGUUUAUGCAUGAAUGCACAAAUUAAAUACUUAAUAAAUAAGUGAGAAUAGAAUAUUACAAAUACAUCAGAACAGAAACAAUA